Molecule: messenger RNA, 4990 nt
Organism: Salarias fasciatus (jewelled blenny)
Lineage: Eukaryota; Metazoa; Chordata; Actinopteri; Blenniiformes; Blenniidae
Exons: 13
Coding region: 346-3123 (925 amino acids)
Source: RefSeq, a predicted model, not a curated record
GAGAGAGAGAGAGAGCGAGAGCUUCAUCCCCCUCUGACCGCCCACACUCCGGGGGGAGAAAGUGCUGCUUUGUCAGCGGGCGACACACAAAACUUUACCGAUAAUAUCCCUCCCGACGGGUGAAGACGGAUCCACAUCCGGCCGGGAGCAGCGGACCACCGGAGCGCGGAGCCGGACCGAGGACCACCGCGGGGAAGCAAUGCAUGCAUAGCAGCCCCGCCGUGACCGGAAUAACUGUGUGGAAACUGGAACAGUUUAAGCUCUCAGCCGGUUUAUUUCGCUCUCCUGCUCGGAGCCACUUUACAUCUCCAAAGCGAAGGCAUUUCAGAAGGAAGCCCGUCCACCAUGGUGCUGAUGCUGGCCUGUGCCGCCUGCCUGGUCCUGGCGCUGUCGGCCAGCGGUGACCCCUGCCUCAUCAUCAGCGAGAUCAACGCGGACAACCCCCGGCUGGACACCACCGAGUUCGUGGAGCUGUACCACACCGGCGGGCAGCGGGCGUCCCUGGACGGCUACACCCUCGUCUUCUACAACGGGAACGGGAACGUGGCCUACAAGGUGCUGGACCUCAAGGGCCACAGCACGGACGACAGGGGCUUCUUCCUGGUGGGCUCGGUGGACAUGCUGCCCAAACCGGCCAUCCUCCUGCCUCCGAACACGGUCCAGAAUGGCCCGGACGCCAUCGUCCUCUACCACACGUCCGCCGCUCGCUACAGCGAGAAGAUGAACGUCACCGCCGUCGGGAUGGUGGACGCCGUCGUCUACAUGACCCGCCGCACGGGCGGCGCCGAGCUCCUGGCCGAGAUACUGACGCCCGGGGAGCAGGCGUUUGUGGAGGACGAGACCACCCUGGAGGGGGACGAGUCCAUCGAGCGCUGUCUGCUGUCUGAGGACCGGUGGGGCUUCCAGGUGUCCUCGCCUUCCCCCGGUCAGCGGAACAACUGCACCCCUCCGGCCGCCGCAGCCACCAUCCCUUACAUCAACGAGCUGAAGCUGGGCGGAGGCCAGGUGGAGGGGUUCGUGGAGCUGACGGAGGCUCCGGGUCCCCUGGUGCUGGUGGUGUGGGACGGAAAGCUAGACCGAGUCAGCGUCGUUAUGGACGUAGAUGUGGACAGCUCCAGAAAUGGACUCAUCUCUGUGAACAUCGACAGGAACUACAUGAAAGGAGACGAGUCCGGGGCGGUGGCCGUCUACGCCGGCAGAGCCGCCGACUUCCCCGUGCACAGUCCGCUGAGCCAGACUCAGCCGUUAGAUGCCUUCGUGUUCGCCGGGCCUGGAAACAAGCCGAGCGCCAACCUCACGGAGACGCUCAUCCCCGGCAGGCAGCCUUACCAGCUGAGCAACAGCUUGAGGGAAGGAGGCUUCCACCUGAGCCGCUGUGGCGUGGCCACCUGGGCCAGAGACCCUGGCAUCUUCUGGGAAGCCCCACAGACCCCCGGGCAGCCCAACCAGUGCCCCUGGCCGAAGAUCUGCCCUCACAGUCUGGUGAUUCCAGGAGGCACGGAUUCGGCGCCUCACCUCCCGCCCUGGGGGAACAGCGACUUUCUGAUCAAUGAGCUGAACACCGACACGCCCGGGGCGGCUGAAGACGGCGAGUACAUCGAGCUGUGGCACCCGUCCGGCCGGAGAGUCUCGCUGCAGGGCAUCUGGAUACUUCUGUUCAGCGCACACAAUAACCAACCCUACAGGGAGAUCAGCCUGAGCGGACACUUCACCACCUCCAGAGGGUACUUCCUGCUGGGUAGCGACCGGCUGGUGCCGGCGCCGUCCCUGCGGCUGCCUCCCAACACCAUCCAGAACGGACCGGACGCCGUGGCGCUCUACCGCAGCCCCUUCGGCCCGCCGUCCGCCACGCAGAGGGGCAUCCCCACCAGAGGCCUGCUGGACGCGGUGGUGUACCGGCAGAGGGGGUCGGACGUGGAGGCGCAGGAGCUGAGCAAAGCCCUGACACCGGGGCAGCUGCCGCUGCUGGAGGACCCGGACGUCCUGCCCGGAGAUGAGUCCCUGAGCCGCUGCCGGGGCCUUUACCCCUACGACCUGUCCGCUUUCUCUGUGGCUCCACCCACGCCUCUGAGAGAGAACAGCUGCCCCCGCCCUCCGCCCGCCCCGAAGGACGUGCUCAUCAGCGAGGUGGCGAGCAGCCUCUGGACCAAUCACAGCCAGCAGAGGGCCUUCGUGGAGCUGCGGGGGCCUCCUCUGACCGACCUGCGAGGCCUGGUGCUGUCGGUGUUCGACCAGGAGCGCAGUGGGACGGUCAUCGCUCUGCCUCUGACCGGAUCCAUCGACCCGGAUGGAUUUUACGUGGUUGGAAACGUGUCCACUGCAGAUCAGAGCAUCCCCGAGGGCUCCACGGUGCCGGCUCGGGGGGCCGUGGUCCUCUGCUACGACCUGUUCAGCAUCUGCAGAGCCGGCGCCGCUCUGACCAACUCCAGCCUCAGAGACGUGCUGGUUUUCAGUGAGAGCCAGCAGCUGCUUUCCUCUCUGUCCGCCAGCAGAGGGAGACAAGUGAUCCCAGCUCUGAGGUCAGUGGAGGACGGCCCCGUGUCGCUCAGCCGGUGUUCGUGCUGCGAGGCGAGGAGCCCCUCCUCCUGGACCAGCUCCUCGCCGACGCCUCACGGCGCCAACGUGUGUCCCAGCUCCGCCUACUCCAGCCAGAUCGACCUGUGCCUCAGACCUCAGGCCAAAGACUGGCCGGAGCAGUCGGGAGAUUGCAGCAGCGUCAUUCACGGGCGACGGGUCGCCGAGGUGGCCGACUACUUGGAGCAGAAGUGUCACUGCGGCAUCUCUGCCUUGUAUCUCCGCGGAGCGAACUUCUCCUGUGUGUCCGGCUGGCUGCGGGUGUCGGGGAACAUCCACGCGCUGUCGGACCACCAGAAGGCCCUCAUCGUCCAGACGUCGCACAUGAACCACUCGUCCACUCGGGGGGACGCCUGCUCCUCUCCCACCACCGGCCUUUAUACAAGCACAGCCUCUGCCCUGGGGCUCCAGAUCGGGCUCUUCGUCGCAGUGCUCGUCCUGCUGGGUCUCGGAGCCGCUCUGUUUACUUACCUCUACAGGAGGAGGCGCCCUCUGGACUAUUACACCAUGGAGCUGAACGAACACGCAGAGGGCCUGUCGGAUCUAUAAUCCAGGCUUUGAGCCUGCUCCGAUCCCGCCUGCGUCCGUUGGAGCUCCUCAGCAGCGAGGGCGAGAGACGGAGUUCAGUCGCAGGCCUGACCUGCAGCGUGCAGCCGCCUUGAGAUGAACGCCACCAAGUGUCCUUCCCCGUGUGUCCGGAAGAGCGCCGAUGAAAAUCAUUUGCUUAAUCGCCUGCUAACGACGCGGCUGCACGCGGUGCGUGCCGUCUGUUAUUUCAUGGCCCCAUUUCCACACGAUCAGCCCAAAUUUUAAAGCCCAACAUAGUAUGGUAUUUUUCUAAGGAUGUGCAGCAGCUGCCCGCGAGCAGUGCUGGCAGUACUUAAAGGGAGAAGGAAGUUAAAAAAAGAAGAAUUCUGACUGGUCAUUUUUUUGGUGACUUCUUCAUUUUACUGUUUUUAAAACUUUGCUUAUGAUCAAUUUAACAACGGGUUGUACGACCACAAGUCCUUUCUGAAUUUCAGUUUUCUUGUUGUUUUUUUCCAUUCUUUCCCUAAAAUGGGUCGAUUUCCUGCUCUGUGUUCAAUCGACCUUAAACUGUGAAUUUUUGCUAACUCGUGUUGCCUGUCUUUAACCUCUUCUGUGUGCUUGCUAAAAGCAAGCUGUUUACAUAUCCUCAAUGGACAAAGUGUGAGAUUGAUGUAGUUUUUUUUUUUUUUUUUGUAUAGAUGCUCGCCUCUCCUGUGCCUUUGACCUGCGUGUUAUUUAAUCCACUGGUUUCUCACCUGCUACAGGAACAGUAAAGCCAUGAUUGCCCGAAUCCGAGAUAUGCAAGUGUUUGAUGGCAAUCUAAAAUGCUACUUUUUUUUUUAUAUUAUUUUUUUUUUUUUUAAUUCAGAUUAGCGUUUGGAAAAUUGACUUAAAGGGGACAUAUUAUGCUAUUUAUCAGUCAUGUCAUAUCGGUCUCAGAAGCCCAAAAACUUAGUGUUUAAAUUUGUUCACCCCAAAUUCAUCCUUUGUUCGGAGUUUCAGCAGUCUAAAGGAUGUCCUCCUCAGAACAGGCUGUUUCUGAUUCUGCUUCCCGAUAUGCACCUAAACGCAUCUGGCCACGCCCACGCUUACACACACACACACACACACACACACACACACACACACACACACACACACACGGUGGGGACACAGUCAGAGGGAGGAGUUAAAUUCGCUUAUUUCAGGAUAAGCGGACCCAACUCAAACUCGACUGUUCCGGCAGACAUUUUCACAAAAUGCGGUGUAGCAAGACAGGGAGGAAACAGACAAUUUUCAAAUUUGAACGUCAUAAUGAGGCGACGGCAACACAACAUACUACUAUAAGAAACUCCUCAAAGUGAAAAAAGCAUUAUAUGUUCCCUUUAAAGAGAUUGGACGACCUCGUCAUGUUGGAAUAUUUUCACUUUAUUUAAAAAGCCUUUGAAAUGAUUCCAGAAUGGCAUUUCUUUCUGUAGGAUUUGUGGUAAAAAUAGUCCAAUAAUCCAUUUUGAUGAAGACAUAAAUAAUCAUUCUUGAACUCAGAGAGGAAAAUGUAUUCUGGGAUUAUUUUCUGUCUUGAGAUCACUUUUUCCAACAUGGCACAAUCUCAUUGUUUCACUUCUGUUUCCUCUCAGAUGAAGCUACUGUUUGGUUUUAAGUAUGAAAAUAUCAAUGUUCCAAGUGGCAUAAAGCAAAAGUUGUUUUUUGGAACUGAACUUUUUCCUUGUGCUGUUUUUGUUUUUGAUGUAUUUCAUGGUGCAGAGAAAUGCCUGUCACGAUGAGACAUCUCCUGAUGUGUGGACUGUUGGUGAGAUAUCUCCGUCCCUCCGCUACGAGACGCAGGAAAAAAAAAAAAAACAAGUUAUUGCAACAUUUGUACUGAAAUCAUGUCUGUUUUUGUAACAUC